UUUUGUAGCUCGACCUGUUUCGUCUCUAGGUGUUUAUGUAUUUUGUUACUAUUUUUCUGCAAAUGCUUGUGUUUCUGUACAUCAUCAACAUUUAAAUCCCAAUGGCGCAUUUUAAAUGUUUAUUAAUGAAACCUGAGAUCCGUAAAUUCGAAGAACUACCCAAAUUCAAGCUAACGGUCUUGGGGCUCCCUUCUUUAAUCAUUGCGUUUUUUCUCUAAAACCAUGGCCGAAGACCCGUCUUUCCUCCCCAAGGAUAGUUUUGUCUUGAAGCUUCCUAAAAAGUCCUCACUUGUAUUGAGAAUGGUCGUUCUCCUCUUUGUAAUGGUAUGUGCUGUGUACAUUUGCUCGAUUUGUCUUAAACAAAUUGGAGUCAGCCCAAACUAUGGUUUCUUGAACGUUGAAGUGUUUGAGAGGCCUUGUCCUGAGCCUAACAUUGAACCGUGGGACAUUCCAUUUGUGCAUUAUCCUAAACCAAAGACAUAUAACAGGGAUGAAUGUUCUUGCCACCCGGUUAGGUACUUUGCGAUUCUCUCGAUGCAGAGAUCUGGUAGUGGCUGGUUCGAGACUUUACUUAACAAUCAUACUAAUAUAAGUUCCAAUGGAGAGAUAUUUUCUGUCAAAGAUAGGAGGGCUAAUGUUUCCACCAUUUUUGAGACUCUUGAUAAAGUCUAUAAUCUAGACUGGUUGAGUAGUGCCUCUAAGAACGAGUGCACUUCUGCUGUUGGCUUCAAGUGGAUGCUUAAUCAGGGUCUAAUGAAACAUCAUGAGGAAAUAGUAGAAUACUUCAAAACCCGAGGAGUCUCUGCAAUUUUCCUAUUCAGGAAAAACCUAUUGCGCCGCAUGAUAUCAGUACUCGCAAACUCUUAUGACAGAGAUGCUAAGCUACUAAACGGGACUCACAAGUCUCACACCCAUUCGGCCAAAGAAGCUGAGAUAUUGGCGGGUUACAAGCCAAUGAUCAACACAACACUUUUGAUAAAUGAGCUGAAGCAGAUUCAAGAAAUGACUUCAAAAGCAUUGGCUUACUUUAAUACCACUAGACAUAUCCUUGUCUACUACGAAGAUGUUGUCAAGAACCUCACGAGACUAGACGAUGUACAGGAGUUUCUAAAGGUCCCAAAGCGUAAGUUGAAGAGUCGGCAAGUGAAGAUUCAUGGAGGUUCAUUGUCACAACAUGUACAGAAUUGGGAAGAGGUCCAGACUACACUAAAAGGAACCAAUUUCGAAAAUUUCUUACUCCAAGAAUACCGCAAAUGAUUUUUGAGUUUUGUAUAGUAUAUAUCAAGACCAACCUUGUAGGAUAUUUUUUUUGUUUCUCAUUCUAAUUUGAUUCAGUUUAAUCA
Capsella rubella is the source of this 1343-nucleotide messenger RNA. RefSeq lists its product as uncharacterized. The transcript has 6 exons. The coding region runs from base 223 to 1257 and encodes 344 amino acids. NCBI's taxonomy places the organism in Eukaryota, Viridiplantae, Streptophyta, Magnoliopsida, Brassicales, Brassicaceae. The record is from RefSeq and is a predicted model, not a curated record.